AUGCCGCUUGUCGCGUACUCCGACUCGGAGUCGGAGGCUGAGCACGCCGCGCCGCCGCCCGCCAAACGACCCAGACGCGAGGCCUCAGCCUCGUCCGCCGACUGCCGCGGCCCUCCGCCAUCCCUGCCGCCGCUGCCCCCGGCCUUCCUCGACCUCUAUGCAACCAACGCCCGACAGAGCACCCACGACGAUCCCGCUCUGCACGCCGGCCGGAAGCGCGCCAUCCCGCACAUGGACGGCCAUUGGCCUUCGCACGUCUAUCUAGAGUGGCAUCCAAAUGCCGUAGAAUCCCGCACGCUCCAGUCGCUUCUUUCCGCCGUGGAACGAGCCGUCGCGCUCCACUUCCACACCUCCCCGACCAGUGACGCCCCGGGUGCGCCCAAGCAGCAAACCGUGCACAGUUCGCUCUUGACGCCGCUGUCCACGCCUGCGCCGCUGCACGUGUCGCUGUCGCGCACUUUGCCCUUGCCAACCGACACGCGCUCUCCGUUUCUGGAUGCCCUGGCCGCAAAUCUCAGGCGCAGCGGCGCGCGUCCGUUUGAGGCACAUUUCGAGGGCUUGAAGUGGGUGCCCAACUUCGACCGCUCGCGCUGGUUCCUCGUGCUGGGCGUGCGCCGCCCGCCUAACGAUGAGUUGAACCGCCUGCUUCUGGCGGCCAAUCAGGCGGCGAAGAAAUUCAGGUACCCUGAACUUUAUGCUGGCACGGCCCGGAAUAAUCAGCAGCAUGCCGAGGGCGUCGACAUGACGGGAGGCUGGGGAGCUGACACUGCCGCAAAGGACCACAAGGGAGGUGAAGGGAACACGAAAGGCUUCAUUGAUGGGAAGAAUGAUCGAUCCAAUGCCUUUCAUGUCAGUCUCGCCUGGAGCCUGGAGCCGCCUCCCGCUGAGCUCCAGGAAUUCUCUGGGGUGGAAGAUAUAGCCGCUCUGAUGAACCAGGACGUUGGGCAGAUGAACGUCAGGUUCGACGUCGUCAAGGUGAAGGUUGGCAAUGCGGUUCACGCUCUCGACAUUGCCCCAAAACGCAAGAAUGAGAAGGGCAUCUUGGGUCUGGUCUAA
Diplodia corticola is the source of this 1056-nucleotide messenger RNA. RefSeq names its product u6 snrna phosphodiesterase. Gene Ontology annotation, molecular function: 3'-5'-RNA exonuclease activity. The transcript is spliced from 2 exons. The record is from RefSeq and is a predicted model, not a curated record. Gene Ontology annotation, cellular component: nucleus. The coding region runs from base 1 to 1056 and encodes 351 amino acids. NCBI's taxonomy places the organism in Eukaryota, Fungi, Ascomycota, Dothideomycetes, Botryosphaeriales, Botryosphaeriaceae. Gene Ontology annotation, biological process: U6 snRNA 3'-end processing.